Molecule: messenger RNA, 1530 nt
Organism: Ostrinia furnacalis (Asian corn borer)
Lineage: Eukaryota; Metazoa; Arthropoda; Insecta; Lepidoptera; Crambidae
Exons: 7
Coding region: 136-1530 (464 amino acids)
Biological process (GO): DNA damage checkpoint signaling; DNA repair
Source: RefSeq, a predicted model, not a curated record
CAUUUGGAAAUUUAAAAAAACAGUGGAGUGGUGUGGAUUGCAGUGGACUCAUAGUGGACUGUGGAAAAGACCCGCCAAUCGUAACAAAUACGAAGUCGUCUUCAUUAGAAGCUAGGAUUAUCUAUUUGAUAUAAAAUGUCGAAGAGAUCUACCAAUACGCCAAUAGGCCAUGAUGCAAAAAAACCCAAACUGCAUAUUACCCGAUCAGACCACCCCAUCCCGUCUAGUCAACAAAACAGCAGUUUUUCUAUUAUACAAGAAAACGAGUGUGAUGUAUGGGGCGAUGAUGCUGAUGAUGAAAUUUUACUUCAAGCGAGCCAAGCUUGCGAUGAAGAAUCAAAUGAUAUUAGUAUUUUACCCGACUACAGUAAUUGGAAGCAACCAGCAUCCACCAGCACACAGUAUCAGCCAAGUCCCAGCACUUCCAAAGCCUCAUUUGAGUUUAAAAAGCCUAGUUCCAAACUCCCAGCCUCCGUUCACCUAAAGUAUAAAUGUAACACAAUAUCAUCACCGCUACCCGGCAUAUCCACUAUGUCUCACAACAGACCUCCCAGUAUCACCGACGACUUGGCAAUCAGUGACAAAAUUGUGUCGGGAGACGAUUCUGAUGUAUGGCGACGGCUGCUUCUAUUAGAAGAGGAGAACAAUAAAUUAAAAUCUGAAUAUGGAAAGUUAUCCGAUAAAGUUGUCACAAAGGAGGGUGAGGCGUCUAUUUUGCGAAGUCAGUUAAAAGCGUCUCAGUUAGCCAACGAUAAUGCCAGAAUGGACAAGAUCAGGGCUCAGGAAAGAGUUCAGAUGGAGUGUGAUGAGAAGAUGGCAGCAAUGACGCGAGAGUUGCAAAGCCUGAAGUCUCAGUUGGAAUUUAAGGACUUGGAAAUUUUAAAUGUUAAAGACAAGUUUAAAAAGUUAGAGGCCAACAAACUUAGACAGAAUGAAAUAUUAAGUCAUAGAAACAACAAUACUGUCGCUGGUCUGAAUGAUGGUAUGACUCAGCAAAAGAAAGUUCAGACUACAUCCAGUAGCAUACAAACAGAAGACAAAGCUCCCUUCAUCAAACUCAAUAAAUAUCGUAGAAGAGGUGACUUUCACACCCCAACAAAGAAGGAUGGCAAUUCACAGCUAUCGGAAGUAUUAGGAAGUCUGCGCGAGCUGAAGUGGGAGUUGGAAGCUGGAGCGCCGGCCGACGUCGACGAGCCGCAGCCCGACACCCUGGGGCCCGACGUGUCGCUGGACCGCCUCCGCGAUGUUUUCCCGCUGUACCGCGGCGAGCGCGGCGUGGCGGCGCGCCUUGUACUAGCAGCGCUGGCAUCGGAGCCGCACCCGCCUCUGGCCCGCGACCAGUGGGACCACAUACUCACGUGGGCUACCGAGAUAUGCAUCUUGAUAGAGAAACAAGUGAGUUCGGGACUAUUCCCACCUCUCGUUCCCACCGCUGCAACGGCUGGAAAUUUCUACUCCGACAAGCGUUACUUCUUCUUUUCGUGUCGACAACAAACCUACACAGUGUCAGCGGAGGACUCUCAGACAUAG